CGCGGCCCCGGCCGGCCCCGUCCAUGGUGCGGCGCGGGGCGGGAGGCGGCCGCGCACCCGCCGCUGUCCCCUAGCGCAGCCGCUGCAAGCUGCUCUCCCCACCCUUUUUUUUUUUUUUAUUUCCCUCCCCCUUCCCUCCACCCCCCCUCCUUCUUUCUCUUUUAAGGGAGCGGAGAAAAGUGAAGCUUCGGCUCAAUGGUGCUGCGGGAGUCCCGGUAAAUGUCCAUCUGUCCGGUGCGGAUGAUGCAGAGGACAUUUUUCACAAGGAGCCUUUGAACUCCGUAGACACAUAGGCACCCAUUCACGGGCAGGCACACGCACACACACGCGAGGAGGAGGAGGAGGAAGAAGAAGAAGCAACAACUUUUCGAUCGCUGCUUUUAAAAGGGAGAAGCCCUUCCCUGGCCGGGACUUGCCUUCUGCCUCCCAAACCGGCUGCUAAAAGUAUGUUUCUGGGGCGGACUGCACUUCAGGGAACUUCUGGUUUCUGCUCGGCAGCUGUAGAGGAGCAGCAGCGAAGUUCGGAGUAACACCAAGUGAUGCGGGAAAAACACCCCGAGAGCAGAAAACCCUCCUGCAGACACAACCCCUGCUGCUGCACACAGGUAUAGCUCCGGCGGUCGCAGAGCCGCUGCAAGCCUUCCCGCAGGAUGACUCCGAGGGCCACGGCGGAGGUGCCGGCGCUCUGCAAGAGAGAGGGGGGCCGGGCCGCUAACGAUAACCAUAACGAGAGUAGUAACCCGGCGCCGAGUUUCACGGGGGAGAAGAACGUCCUGUGGGUUUGGCUGAGGACCUAGCAGGAUUGGUCCACGAUGGGUGCCGCGACCCGCUCCCUCCUGGCGCUGCUGCUCUGCCGGGUGCUGCUGGGCGGCGCGGCCGGCCUCAUGCCUCCCGGGGGCCGGCGGCGCCUCGGCGAGCCCGGCCGCGCCGCCCCGGCCGCGCAGCGCCCCGAGGAGCUCCUGGGCGAGUUCGAGCUGCGCCUGCUCCACAUGUUCGGGCUGAAGCGGCGGCCCAGCCCCGGCAAGGACGUCGUCAUCCCGCCCUACAUGCUGGACCUCUACCGCCUGCACGCUGGCCAGCGGCUGGGGCAGCCGCCGGCGCUGGGCUACCCGCUGGAGAGGGCCGCCAGCCGCGCCAACACCGUGCGCAGCUUCCACCACGAAGAAGUUUUGGAAGAACUGCCAGAAACGAGUGGGAAAACAGCACGGCGUUUCUUCUUUAAUUUAACUUCCAUCCCUAAUGAGGAGUCUAUCACCUCAGCUGAACUCCAGAUUUUUCGGAAACAGGUGCACGGAGCCUUUGAGAACAACAGCAGCUACCAUCACCGUAUUAAUAUUUAUGAAAUUAUAAAGCCAGCCACAGCCACCUCUAAGGACCCUGUCACAAGACUUUUGGACACCAGGUUGGUGCAUCAUAAUGCAAGUAAAUGGGAAAGUUUUGAUGUAACGCCAGCUGUUUUGAGGUGGAUUGCACAUGGACAACCUAAUCAUGGGUUUGUGGUAGAGGUGGUUCACUUGGACAAAGAGAACAGUGCCUCCAAGAGGCACGUUAGGAUUAGCAGGUCUUUACAUCAGGAUGAAGAUAGCUGGUCUCAGCUCAGGCCGUUAUUAGUAACGUUUGGGCAUGAUGGCAAGGGACACCCGCUUCAUAAAAGAGAAAAGCGUCAAGUGAAACACAAACAGCGUAAACGCCACAAAUACAGUUGCAAAAGGCAUCCGUUAUAUGUGGACUUCAAUGAUGUGGGGUGGAAUGACUGGAUUGUUGCCCCGCCGGGGUAUAGUGCCUUUUACUGCCACGGGGAAUGUCCUUUUCCACUGGCAGACCAUCUAAACUCAACAAACCAUGCCAUUGUUCAGACUUUGGUCAAUUCAGUGAAUUCCAAAAUCCCCAAGGCUUGCUGUGUGCCGACAGAACUGAGUGCUAUUUCAAUGCUCUACCUUGAUGAGAACGAAAAGGUUGUAUUAAAGAACUAUCAAGAUAUGGUUGUGGAGGGUUGUGGGUGCCGCUAACACAGCAAAUAUAUUAGACAAAUACAAAAAGAAAAAAAAAAAAGCUGACACUUUAAUAUUUCCCAAUGAAGACUUUAUUUAUGUAAUGAAAUGGAAAGAAAAAAAAACACAACUAUUUUGAAAAUAUAUUUAUGUCUACGAAAAAGUUGGGAAAACAAAUAUUUUAAUCAGAGAAAUAUUCCUUUAAAGAUUUUAAAUGUAUUUUAGUUGUACAUUUUAUAUGGGUUUAACCCCAGCACAUGAAGUAUAAUGGUCAGAUUCUUAUUUUGUAUUUAUUUACUAUUAUAACCACUUUUUAGAAGAAUAGAUAAUUUGUAUUUAUAUGUAAUCAAAAAGAAAAAAAUAUAGGGUUUGUACAUAAUUUUCCAAAAUUGUAGCUGUUUCAAUUGUGUGUAUUUAAGUUGAAAAGAAUACAUGGAAGGUUACUAUGGCAAAGUGCAUAGCACAUUUGCUUUCUGCUGUGCUACUGUUAAGGUCACAAGUUCAAGUCCAGAAAAAAGUGGAUAAUCCACUCUGCUGACUUUCAAGAUUAUUAUAUUGUACAAUUCUCAGGAAUGCUGCAGGGUGGGCUGUCCAGUCCAUGAGAACUGGCAUCCUCUUUAGGUGGAACAUUUGGAUAAGAACCAGACGUUGCUGAUCUAGUAUAAAUACUGCUAUUCCCAACUAAUUUGCAGAGUGAAUAUAAGAAGGGCCAAUAGAAGUCCUAGGGGAGGUGGGGGUGGGGGAAGACUGAGUCCUUUCUAGACCUACAGAAAAGUGAAUGUUUGAUGUUUCCUUUAAAAGUCCUUCCUUCAAAAGUCCUGGCCAAAUAUAAAAUAAUAAAAAUUAAAAUGUCAUCA
Cygnus atratus (black swan) is the source of this 2848-nucleotide messenger RNA. It is a transcript of the gene BMP2, whose product is annotated as bone morphogenetic protein 2. The coding region runs from base 813 to 2009 and encodes 398 amino acids. The record is from RefSeq and is a predicted model, not a curated record. Lineage: Eukaryota; Metazoa; Chordata; Aves; Anseriformes; Anatidae. Gene Ontology annotation, cellular component: extracellular region. Gene Ontology annotation, biological process: SMAD protein signal transduction; negative regulation of transcription by RNA polymerase II; BMP signaling pathway. The transcript is spliced from 3 exons. Gene Ontology annotation, molecular function: growth factor activity; BMP receptor binding; cytokine activity.